AGAGCACUCAGUCUCUGCAUUCCCUUCAUUUCCCACUCUCAACAUGUUGGCAGAAGGAGAAAGAGGAGGAUGCUGCGCUCUACCCUUAGUGCGUUCUUGCCACCUCUCCGGCCAGCGCACAAUUCCUCUGACUCCGACUCAGCUUCAGCUUUUAGUUGUCUCUGCCUGAAGGACUUAAGAGAGGAGGUGGAGGAGCAGGAAUCAAAUGAUCCACUGGAUGUCAGGAGCCUUUACAACAGGGUGCCCAACAGGACCAAAAACAGGAGAGCUGAACAAGGCAACUGCUCCUCAUCCGUGGUGGAAACUAAUAACUCAGCGGCGACCACCUCCUCUGUUUUCUCUCCCUCCUCUCCCCCACCCUCGGCUCCAAGAUCCAUGUGGCAAGAAGCAAUACGGAGGAAAAGGUAUUUCCUGGACCGGACAGGCGAGUCUGGUGAGGGGGAUAGAGGAGGAGGUCAGGAGAAGAGGAACAGGUCCCCGGACUGGCUGUAUGAGUCCUACUACUGUAUGAGCCAGCAGCAUCCACUGAUUGUGUUUCUGCUGCUCAUAGUGAUGGGAGCUUGUCUGGCUCUGCUGACUGUGUUCUUUGCUUCAGGACUGAGCGUUGAGGACCAUAUGGCCUUUGUGAUCACUGUACCCACUGCACUGGCCAUCUUCUUGGCUGUGUUUGUACUUGCCUGCAUCGAGUCCAUCUUCAAGAAGCUUCUACGUAUUUUCUCUCUCGUCAUUUGGGCCUGCUUGGUUGCUAUGGGUUACCUUUUUAUGUUUUCUGGUGGGAUCAUCUGUCCGUGGGAUCAGGUGUCAUUCUUCCUCUUCAUUGUGUUUGUGGUUUACACUAUGCUGCCGUUCUCCAUGCGGGAUGCCAUCAUUGCCAGUGUCCUGACCUCGGCCUCACAUACCAUUGUGUUGAGUGUCUGCCUGUACGUGACAGCUGAUCACAUGGAGCCAGUAGUGUGGCAGAUUUUGGCCAAUAUCAUCAUUUUCAUGUGUGGCAACAUGGCAGGUGCAUACCACAAGCAUCUGAUGGAGCUGGCACUAAAACAGACUUAUCAGGACACCUGCAACUGCAUCAAGUCGCCAAUUAAACUGGAGUUUGAAAAGAGACAACAGGAGCGCCUCCUGUUGUCGCUGUUGCCAGCUCACAUCGCCCGUGUGAUGAAAGCUGAGAUCAUCCAGAGACUGAAGGGCCCAAACUUUGGCCAGAUGGAGAACACAAACAAUUUUCACAACCUCUAUGUCCAGAGACACACUAAUGUCAGUAUACUAUAUGCUGAUAUAGUAGGUUUCACACGUCUGGCCACUGACUGUUCACCUGGAGAGCUUGUGCACAUGCUGAAUGAGCUGUUUGGCAAAUUUGACCAAAUUGCGAAGGAGAAUGAAUGUAUGCGGAUCAAAAUCCUUGGCGACUGUUACUACUGUGUGUCCGGCCUGCCAGAGUCCUUACCAAACCAUGCGAAGAACUGUGUGAAAAUGGGUCUGGACAUGUGUGAGGCCAUCAAAAAAGUGAGAGAUGCUACGGGGGUUGACAUCAACAUGCGUGUUGGCGUACAUUCAGGGAAUGUCCUGUGUGGUGUGAUUGGACUUCAGAAAUGGCAGUACGAUGUGUGGUCACAUGAUGUCACGCUGGCCAAUCAUAUGGAGGCAGGGGGUGUACCAGGGCGAGUUCACAUCACUUCAGUGACACUAGAGCACCUGAAUGGUGCAUAUAAGGUGGAAGAUGGAGAUGGACAGGAAAGGGACCCCUACCUUAAGGAACAUGGAGUCAUCACUUAUUUGGUUAUCAAUCCAAAGGUGGAGCGCUGGAGUCCACAGCAUCAUUACCGUCCCAGACACGCAAUAUAUGGAGCAAAGAUGAGGGCCUCAGUCAGGAUGACUCGCUACCUUGAGUCCUGGGGAGCAGCCAAGCCCUUCGCCAACCUGCACCACAGAGACAGCAUGACUAAUGAGAACGGGAAGAUCAAUACUGCUGAUGUGCCGCUGGGGCAGUAUCACUUCCAGAGGAGAUCAGAAAGGACAAAGUCUCAGAAGAAACGGUUUGAAGAGGAACUUAAUGAGAGGAUGAUAAGGACCUUUGAUGGGAUAAAUUCACAAAAGCAGUGGCUGAAGUCUGAGGACAUUCAAAGAAUAUCAUUGUUCUUUCACAACAAAUCCUUGGAGAAGGAGUACAGAGCAACAACCUUGCCAGCCUUCAAGUACUAUGUCACCUGUGCCUGUUUGAUCUUCUUCUGCAUUUUCAUUGUACAGAUUCUUGUCCUUCCAAAGACAACUAUCUUGAAGAUAUCUUUUGGAAUGGCUUUUCUCAUCAUGUCCUUGAUCCUCUUCAUAUGUUUCAUUGGGCACUUUCUGCAGUGCAGUAAAAGUGCCUCAACUUCUUGGAUGUGGCUGCUGAGGUCAUCAGUCAUCAUUGCCAACAAGCCAUGGCCCCGUAUCACUCUCACUAUGACAACCACAGCUCUAAUACUCAUAAUGGCCGUCUUCAAUAUGUUCUUUUUAGAAGACCAUGCAUUGCCUCCAGUUUCUGUUUACAAUUCAUCCAAUGAAACACUAUUUUACCCAAACGGACAGCUAGUUACUUUAUCUGGCAAAGACAAUUUCUACCUUCCUUAUUUAAUUUACAGCUGCAUCCUGGGCCUUAUCUCUUGCUCAGUAUUUCUGAGGAUAAACUACGAGUUGAAGAUGAUGAUUAUGUUGACAGCUGUAGUUGUUUACAACAUCAUUAUUCUGCAAACACACGCUUCGCUGCUGGAUGAGUACAGCAGAUUCCUGUACAGGACUGAAAUCCUUGACCGACCAGGUGUUCUCAAAGACCUGAAGACUAUGGGCUCUAUCUCCCUCUUUAUCUUCUUCAUCACCCUACUUGUGCUUGCCAGACAGAAUGAAUAUUACUGUAGGUUAGACUUUCUGUGGAAGAAUAAGUUCAAGAAAGAGUGUGAGGAGAUUGAAACCAUGGAGAACCUCAACCGAGUGUUGCUGGAGAAUGUGCUGCCUGCACACGUUGCAGAACACUUCCUGGCACGCAACUGGAAAAAUGAAGACCUGUACCACCAAUCUUAUGACCUGGUGUGCGUCAUGUUCGCCUCCAUCCCAGACUUUAAAGAGUUUUACACAGAAUCUGAUGUCAACAAAGAAGGUUUGGAGUGCCUCAGGCUCCUGAAUGAAAUCAUUGCUGAUUUUGAUGAGCUGCUCUCCAAACCUAAAUUCAGUGGAGUGGAAAAGAUCAAGACAAUCGGGAGCACUUACAUGGCUGCUACCGGGCUGAAUGCAUCAACAGGGCCAGAGUACACAUCACAGGAGCAUGACAGGCAGUAUAUGCACCUAGGGACCAUGGUGGAGUUUGCAUUUGCCUUGGUGGGGAAGCUGGAUGUUAUCAACAAACACUCCUUUAAUGACUUCAAACUUAGAGUCGGUAUUAACCAUGGUCCAGUGAUAGCAGGAGUCAUUGGAGCCCAGAAACCUCAGUAUGAUAUAUGGGGGAACACAGUGAAUGUAGCCAGUAGAAUGGACAGCACUGGGGUCCUGGGGAAAAUACAGGUGACUGAGGAGACGAGUCAAAUCCUUGUGACCCUGGGCUACAUGUGCACUUGUCGAGGCAUCAUCAACGUCAAGGGCAAAGGGGAGCUCAAGACCUACUUUGUGCACACAGAGAUGACCCGCUCACUGUCCCAAGGGAAUGUAAUGCCGUGAUCGAAAAUAGGUGGAAUUUACACAGACACGAAGCACAGACCUUUAUUUCAGAUUGACAAAGGAGGUGUGAUCAUCUCAGCGCUGUUGUAACAGAAAGAAAGUAGGAAGGAAUGAGAUCUACGCAGCGAGCAGAGGAGUCUCAUGUAAUGUCGUUUUGCAAGUUACUUAUGCCACAGCUAUAGUUUACAUUUUGUCACUUAUGUUACUGAAGUGUAGCAUGUACAGCAGGUCGGCAUCAACCCCUUAUAUAUACUUUAUAACCUGAAGGCUGAAUCUGUGGCUUGGCGGUCUUAAGUUUGUGACCUCACUGUGUCAUAGAAGCCUCUUUUUCAGACAGGUGCAUCAUAAACAUAAUCUAUAUACUGUUCAUUUUGCAGGACCCGGUCGAAACAUGUCCACUAUGAAGAAUAGAGGCCAGUGACAGCCACAUUAAGACCUGCUGGCAAGUAUUCAGUAGAGCAGACCUCUUAAGUAAUCAUCAACAGAACAAAGACAUGCUUUGGAUAUAAGGAUAUUUGUCUGCCCCAACUUAUCAAAGUGUUUUUCACAAAUGACAUAAAAUCACACAAUGGAUAAAGGAUAGAAAACUGCAUGAUCACUGCAAAGGUGAAGCCGGUGUUUUUAAAAAACAAGGAGACAUAUGUAUGCAUAACUGCAUCAACCUUGAUAGAAGCAGGUUGAUAGAGGAGCAGCAAGUCUUGGAUGUAUUUUAGGUGGUCUCGGACCAUUAAAAAAACCUUAUGAAUAUAUUAUGAUAUUCAUGUGGGGCAAGGUUUCACAAAAACGGUCUGCACUUAAAUCAUCUCAUCUUCAUGACUGUUUAUACAAAGCUUAUUGUUUCUGACACAGGUCAGAUUUUCGUUUCUGUGCCUGCGGAAAGUAGAGUGUGUAGUGUUUACUGCGGUUCAGACGAGGUUGAAUGAAUCAGAUUUGAGCCAUAUGGAUUAAAAAACCAGGUUAGAGCAAGACAUAUGAAAACCAAGGGGAUAAAGAUGAUUUCAGUGGGAAGAUUUUUAUUUGGGGAACCUGAGCCUGAUCAGUGUACAGGGUAGCUUUAGAGUGUGUGGUGGUUUUGUAAGAAAAGAAAAUAGUACAAAAAAGUGUUUUGAUGUUUUGAUGAUGCCAUUGUUUUUUGUAAAAACUUCAUUAAAUUUCUAUGUAUUUCA
Messenger RNA from Solea solea (common sole), 4850 nucleotides. RefSeq names its product adenylate cyclase 2a (gene adcy2a). Gene Ontology annotation, molecular function: adenylate cyclase activity. NCBI's taxonomy places the organism in Eukaryota, Metazoa, Chordata, Actinopteri, Pleuronectiformes, Soleidae. The transcript has 25 exons. Gene Ontology annotation, cellular component: plasma membrane. Bases 70 to 3684 code for a protein of 1204 amino acids. Gene Ontology annotation, biological process: intracellular signal transduction; adenylate cyclase-activating G protein-coupled receptor signaling pathway; adenylate cyclase-inhibiting G protein-coupled receptor signaling pathway. The record is from RefSeq and is a predicted model, not a curated record.